Penicillium macrosclerotiorum is the source of this 1578-nucleotide messenger RNA. RefSeq names its product putative MFS monosaccharide transporter. The coding region runs from base 1 to 1578 and encodes 525 amino acids. Gene Ontology annotation, cellular component: membrane. The transcript has 2 exons. Gene Ontology annotation, biological process: carbohydrate transport; transmembrane transport. Gene Ontology annotation, molecular function: carbohydrate:proton symporter activity. NCBI's taxonomy places the organism in Eukaryota, Fungi, Ascomycota, Eurotiomycetes, Eurotiales, Aspergillaceae. The record is from RefSeq and is a predicted model, not a curated record.
AUGGCGCCCAGUUUUGCUGGCCUGUCCGGCAGGCCCCUGUCGUUGACAGUGUCUACGAUCGCCACCAUGGGCUUCCUGCUGUUCGGUUACGAUCAGGGUGUGAUGUCCGGUAUCAUCGAUGCCGACGCCUUCACCAGUGUGUUCACGGCCGCCGAGGGCGACAGCACUAUGCAAGCCUUGAUCACUGCCGUCUACGAACUGGGAUGUUUGUUCGGUGCCAUCUUCGCGCUGUUCGCUGGUGAUCGCAUUGGCCGUCGUUGGAUGAUCAUUGCCGGUGCGUUUAUUAUGAUCAUCGGUGUUAUUAUCCAGGUUACCUCUUUCCCUGGUCACAUCCCUCUGCUCCAGUUCAUGUUCGGCCGUGUCAUCACGGGUAUCGGCAACGGUAUGAACACUUCUACCAUCCCGACAUACCAGGCUGAGUGCUCCCGCACCAGCAACCGUGGUCUGCUCAUCUGUAUCGAGGGUGGUAUUAUUGCCAUCGGUACGAUGAUCGCCUACUGGAUUGACUUUGGUGCUUCGUACGGGCCGGACGACCUCGUCUGGCGUUUCCCGAUUGCCUUCCAGAUUGUCUUCGGUAUCUUGAUCAUCGUUGGCAUGUGGCAUCUUCCCGACUCUCCCCGCUUCCUCAUCUCCAAGGGCAAGGUCCACGAGGGUGAGUAUGUGUUGGCUGCUCUGGCGGGCAAGGAGAUCGACGAUCAUGAAACCCAGAUCCAGAAGCAGCUGGUCAUUGAGUCUAUUGAGGCUGCCGGUGCUGCCGCUGGUGCAAGCUAUUCGGACCUCCUAACUGGCGGCAAGACCCAGCACUUCCGCCGUAUGAUUAUCGGAUCCUCUUCUCAGAUUGCCCAGCAACUAUCAGGCUGCAACGCGGUCAUCUACUACCUGCCCGUCCUGCUGCGCCAGUCCCUCGGUCAAAGCCACUUCAUGUCGAUGUUGAUUGGCGGUGUUAACAUGAUCGUCUACGCCAUCUUCGCGACCUUCUCCUGGUUCUUCAUCGAGCGGAUCGGUCGCCGCAAGCUUUUCAUCGGCGGCAUGACCGGCCAGAUGGUCUCGAUGAUCAUCGUCUUCGGCUGUCUGAUUCCCGGCGAAAACGGCCCGUCCAAGGGUGCCGUAUUUGGCCUGUUCCUGUACAUGGCCUUCUUUGGUGCCGCCAUGCUCCCGCUGCCCUGGCUGUACCCGGCCGAGCUGUCGCCCAUCCGCACUCGUGCGAAGGCCAAUGCCGUCUCCACUUGCUCCAACUGGCUGUUCAACUUCACCGUCGUCAUGAUCACCCCAGUCAUGGUCUCCCAUAUCGGCUGGCGCACCUACCUGUUCUUUGCCAUCAUGAAUGCCGUCUUCAUCCCGCCCAUGUACUUCUUCUACCCCGAGACCGCCGGUCGCUCCCUCGAGGAAAUUGAUAUCAUCUUCGCCAAGGGCUACUGCGAGAACAUGAGCUAUGUCCGGGCGGCCCGUGAGCUACCCAAGCUGAGUGACGAGGAGAUUGAGCAGAAGGCCGUGGAAUAUGGCUUCAGCCCCGGCGGCAACCCCGACCCCGAGAAAGGCGAGGUCCCUCCUAGCUCUGAUGAGCAGCUUGAGAAAUAA